CGAACAAGUAUGAUGUAACAUUUGUUUGAGCUCGUCCUCUCUUUCUUUCAUAUCCGUCUCUCCUCUUUUAUUCUCCUCUUCCAAUUUUGAGCUCUUCUUCGUAACCAACAACAGAUACAACGAGAAAAGCUUCUCAACCUUAAGUUAAUUUUCUUUAAUGGAUACCAAUAAUUGGAGGCCGACUGCACAAGGGGGCGAACCUGCAGUCGAUACAGGUGAUUGGAGAGCAACUUUGCAGCCUGAUUCGCGGCAGAGAAUUGUCAACAAAAUAAUGGAGACAUUGAAAAGACAUCUUCCAUUUUCUGGUCAAGAGGGACUAGAAGAACUCAAGAAAAUUGCUGUGCGAUUUGAGGAGAAAAUUUAUACUGCUGCCACAAGUCAGUCUGACUAUCUACGGAAAAUAUCACUGAAGAUGCUUACGAUGGAGUCCAAGUCUCAAAAUAACGUGCCCAAUUCUGUGCCACCCAACCCAUUUGGAAAUAACAACAGACCCCCAGAUCCAGGAGCAUCUCAGAGUAUGCAGCCUCAAGUUCACAAUCAAGGGCAGUCACUUCCUGUUCCCUUGUCAGCUAAUCAGACUCAAACACGUCAGCAAUUGUUAUCUCAGAACAUUCAGAAUAAUAUGGCGUCUACUGGGAUUCAAAGUUCUGCUGGUUUAACAUCUGCUCUACCUCCCGUGUCUGGUUUAGCACAAACAUCUAUCCCCAAUGUUGUUGGCCAGAAUUCUAACAUGCAGAACAUCUCUGGAGUUCCACAGAACUCAGCAGGGAAUUCACUGGGACAAGGGGUGCCCUCCAAUAUGUUUGCCAAUUCUCAGAGACAAAUGCCUAGGCAACAGGUUGUUCCCCAACAGCAGCAGCAACAAUCCCAAAAUCCUACACAAUAUAUGUAUCAGCAGCAGCAAAUACAGCAACAACUUAUGAAGCAAAAAUUCCAGCAAGGAAAUCUUCCCCCUAACAAUCUUGUCCAAUCUCACCUCCAACAACAGCAGCAGCAGCAGCAGCAAAACCUGUUACAGCCGGCUCAAUUGCAAUCUUCUCAGCAAUCUAGUAUGCAAACAUCCUCAGUUAUGCAGCCUUCCUUAAUGCAGUCGGCACCUCUCUCUGGUCUUCAACAGAAUCAACCUUCUACUGUUCAACAAUCGGCGCAAUCCAUGCUUCAACAGCAUCCACAGUCAGUCCUCAGGCAGCAGCAACAGCCACAACAGGCUUCUAGCAUUCAUCAACAGCAAGCAUCAAUGAUGCAGCAGUCACUUCUACCUCAUCAUCAUCAGCAGCAGCAGCAGCAGCAGCUGAUGGGCCAACAACAAAAUGCCACAAAUAUGCAGCAAAAUCAGUUAAUUGGACAACAAAACAAUGUUGGGGACAUGCAGCAGCAACAGCAGAGGCUGUUAGGCCAGCAGAAUAACAUUCAAAAUCUGCAGCAGCAACACCAGCAACACCAGCAGCAGCAGCAGCAGCAGUUAAUGGCUCAGCAAAAUAAUCUCUCGAGUAUGCAUCAACAGCAGUUAGGCUCACAAAGUAAUGUCUCUGGCUUGCAGCAGCAGCAGCAGCAUCUGCUUGGAACCCAGCCUGGCAACUCCGGCAUGCAAACUAAUCAGCAGUCCAUGCACAUGCUGCAACGGCCUAAGGUUCCAUUGCAACAACAAACGCACCAAAGUGCAUCUAACUUGUUGCCCACUCAGGGGCAACAGCCACAGCCACAGCCACAGCUGCCACAGCAGCAAUUGCCAUCACAGAUUCAAUCACAGCCAACACAGUUGCAACAACAGCUGGCUUUGCAACAGCAGUCUAAUACAUUACAACGAGAUAUGCAGGCAGGGCUCCAAGCAUCAAGUCAAGUGCCAUCUUCCUUGACUCAACAACAAAAUGUAAUUGAUCAACAAAAGCAAUUAUAUCAAUCACAAAGACCGCUUCCAGAGACAUCAUCAACAUCACUUGAUUCAACAGCACAGACUGGACAUGCAAAUGCAGUUGAUGUACAAGAGGAAGUUUACCAAAAGAUCAAAGCCAUGAAGGAGAUGUACUUCCCUGAACUAAAUGAAAUGUACCAUAAAAUUGCCACAAAGUUACAGCAACAUGACUCUCUUCCACAACCACCCAAGACAGAGCAACUUGAAAAACUCAGACUAUUUAAGUCCAUGUUAGAGCGCAUAAUAACAUUCUUACAGGUUCCAAAAAGUAGUGUGAUGCCUAGUUUCAGGGAAAAGUUGGGAUCCUAUGAGAAGCAGAUUAUUAAUUUUAUAAAUACAAAUAGACCCAAGAGGCAAAUUACUUCGAUGCAACAAGGACAGCUUUCCCAGCCUCAGAUCCAGCAACCGCAAUCUCAAGUUCCUCAAGUGCAAUCCCACGAAAGUCAAAUGAACCCUCAGAUGCAAUCAAUGAACAUGCAAGGGUCUGUACAGACAAUGCAGCAAAACAACAUGUCAAGUUUGCAGCAAACUCCUCUGCCUUCUUUAUCGGGUGUUUCAUCAUCACAGCAAAGCAUGAUGAGUUCAAUGCAGUCAGCUUCCAAUUUGGAUUCAGUGCAAGGAAAUGUAAUGAGCUCAUUGCAGCAGGGCGGGUUGGGAUCUCACCAACAGAAUCCUGUGAGCUCUGCCCAACAGGCCAAUAUUCCCAAUUUGUCAUCACAAAGUGGGGUGAAUAUGUUGCAGCCAAAUAUUUCUCUCCAAUCAAAUUCCAAUAUGCUUCAACAUCAGCAUUUGAAACAACACCAAGAACAGCAAAUGCUUAAACAACAAUUUCAACAUCGCCAUAUGCAGCAACAUUUAAUACAAAAGCAGCAGAUACUGCAACAGCAACAGCAACAGCAACAACAACAGCAACAGCAACAGCAACAACUGCACCAGCAAUCUAAGCAGCAGUUGCCUGCACAGAUGCAGGCGCAUCAAAUGCCUCAGGUUCAUCAGAUGAAUGAUGUAAAUGACCUUAAGAUUAGACCAGGGAUGGGUGUCAAACCUGGUGUCUUUCAGCAACAUCUGUCAGCUGGGCAGCGCACAACUUAUCCCCAUCAACAGAUGAAACCAGGAGCAUCCUUUCCUAUUUCUUCACCUCAGCUUCUUCAGGCUGCCUCCCCUCAAUUAACACAGCAUUCUUCUCCACAAAUUGAUCAGCAAAAUCUACUGUCAUCUCUCACCAAAACUGGAACCCCUUUGCAGUCUGCCAACUCUCCUUUUGUGGUCCAAUCUCCUUCAACUCCUCUAGCUCCAUCCCCUAUGCCAGGAGAUUCCGAAAAACCUAUAACUGGUAUUUCCUCGCUUUCAAAUGCCGGAAACAUUGGGCAGCAACAGGCAACCGUUGCUCAAGCACCAGUUCCAUCCCUUGCAAUUGGGACUCCAGGGAUAUCAGCCUCACCUUUGCUUGCAGAGUUUACUGGUUCUGAUGUUGGUCUUGCUAAUACUUUGACUACAGCUUCUGGCAAGUCUACUGUUACAGAGCAACCUCUUGAGCGCUUGAUUAAAGCGGUUAAGUCUAUGUCCCCUAAAGCACUAAGUGCAUCUGUCAGCGACAUUGGCUCAGUUGUCAGUAUGAUUGACAGAAUUGCGAGUUCCGCACCAGGUAAUGGAUCUAGAGCUGCAGUUGGCGAGGAUUUGGUGGCAAUGACAAAUUGUCGUCUUCAGGCAAGAAAUUUUAUCACCCAAGAUGGAAUGUCUGGCACAAGGAAAAUGAGGCGCUAUACAAGUGCCAUGCCCUUGAAUGUUGUAUCAUCAGCUAGCAGCAUAAGUGACAGUUUUAAGCAGUUCAAUGGUGCAGAAACAUCUGAGUUGGAGUCAACUGCAACAUCAAGUGUCAAGAGACCUAGACUUGAGGCUAAUCAUGCCCUUUUGGAAGAGAUACGUGAAAUAAAUCAGCGACUUAUAGACACGGUGGUUGAUAUUAGCGAGGAAGAUGUUGACCCAACUGCAGGAGCUGCCACUGCUGGAGGGGGUGAAGGAACCAUUGUCAAGUGCUCUUUCAGUGCUGUAGCUCUCAGUCCAAACUUGAAAUCACAGUAUGCUUCAGCACAAAUGUCACCAAUUCAGCCCCUUAGAUUGCUCGUGCCUACAAAUUAUCCUAAUUGCUCUCCAAUACUAUUAGACAAGUUACCGGUUGAAGUCAGUAAGGAGUACGAGGAUCUUUCAGUAAAGGCCAAGUCAAGGUUUAACAUUUCUCUCCGAAGCCUUUCGCAACCCAUGUCGCUUGGGGAGAUAGCGAGGACCUGGGAUGUUUGUGCCCGUGCAGUAAUUUCUGAGCAUGCACAACAGAGUGGCGGAGGUAGCUUCAGCUCAAAAUAUGGGACUUGGGAAAACUGCUUGAGUGCAGCAUGAUGGUUAUUAGAGUGGAAGUAGUUGGUGGGAGUGUUUUUGAUGAACCCCAAUGGAAGCUUUGGAGAAACUGUUUGUGCCACGAGGAGCGAACAAGCAGUUUUGAAUGGAUUCAAGACGACUAAAUCUCAACAUUCGUGAAGUUUGUCUGGCUGAAGGCUCUUGGGGUCUGUUGUUUGAAAUCUCAACAUUCUGUAGUCUGUAUUCUAGAGUAGUCACUCUGGUGUUUGAAUUAUGAUAUACAUGUCUGUCUAUUAGGUUGAACAAAUAGAGCAUUACACAGAGUGCAUCACUUCUCAUGUGCGAACUGAUGGGACCUCUAUUGGUUCAUGUAUAAAGCUUCAAUUGAAGGAAGUCGAUAAGUGUUUUUGCUUUGGGCAAAAACACAGACUAAUAUAACAGCAAUCUGGCUUGCAUCCCUGUCGCGAUCAGUAGCAUGGCACAUUGCUGUAAUGUACCUUGACUUAUGAAAAACAGAUAUCUAAGUUUCUGAGA
Messenger RNA from Ricinus communis (castor bean), 4798 nucleotides. RefSeq names its product mediator of RNA polymerase II transcription subunit 15a. Gene Ontology annotation, biological process: regulation of DNA-templated transcription. Lineage: Eukaryota; Viridiplantae; Streptophyta; Magnoliopsida; Malpighiales; Euphorbiaceae. Bases 158 to 4306 code for a protein of 1382 amino acids. The transcript is spliced from 12 exons. The record is from RefSeq and is a predicted model, not a curated record. Gene Ontology annotation, molecular function: transcription coactivator activity; chromatin DNA binding.